AUGCUUCAAAAGCUCUGCAAUAUGCCUGCGUAUACUGGGGUAGCACCUUCGUCUACAAGUGUUUUUGCAGUAAAUGAGGACCCGCCUAUCCUUAUGAAAUCUUCUCCACAUGCACAUUCUCAUGGUGUUCGGUCUAUCACCUUCGUUCUUGCUUUGUCAAUUCAUUCAGUCAUCGAAGGCAUCGCACUUGGUGUAGGAGACAAUGCAUCGGAAACCACUGCAUUAUUUCUGUCUCUUCUCGUGCACAAACUGAUAGUUGCUUUCUCAGUGGGCCUACAGUUGGCUCGCACGCAUGCCCAUCAACUGCAGUGGGUAGUAGCGUCUGUGUUUACCUUGGCUCUGAUGUCACCUCUAGGAGCUAUAAUAGGAAUGGCGGUUCAGUCCGCGGCCGAGAAUAGUUUUGGAAAAGAUGUUGCCAUCACAGUCCUUCAGGGGCUCGCAGUCGGCACGUUCCUCUACGUCACCUUUUUCGAGGUGCUUCUUCAUGAAAGAGACAAUGAACAUCCGAAUUUGCUGAAAUUACUUGUCAUGUUGGUUGGAUUUUCCCUCAUUGGACUUCUUCGCCUGAUUGAUAACCAUGAACACGGGGAUUUCUCUCAUGCUUUGGAUAAUUCUACCCAGAUUGCAAUGAUGCGAAGUGGUCACGGUGGUCAUAGCCAUCACCAUGGUCAUAGUCACGAACAUCGAUAA
This is a messenger RNA of Cooperia oncophora, 690 nucleotides long. The record is from the annotation of a GenBank genome assembly. Lineage: Eukaryota; Metazoa; Nematoda; Chromadorea; Rhabditida; Trichostrongylidae.